This is a messenger RNA of Neltuma alba, 912 nucleotides long. Its product is annotated as transcription repressor OFP11-like. The record is from RefSeq and is a predicted model, not a curated record. Gene Ontology annotation, biological process: negative regulation of DNA-templated transcription. Lineage: Eukaryota; Viridiplantae; Streptophyta; Magnoliopsida; Fabales; Fabaceae.
UGGUGUUGUAUCAAGAAAGAAGAGUGAUAAUAAGAUGCGAGACAUAGUUGGAAGAAAGCUCAACUUGUGCUUCUCAAAGAUGAUGCGCCCAUUUUCACCAGAAUCUCCUCCGAAUCCUACGAGCCUUAACUCUGAGUCAUCCCCAGAUGAUCAUCCCUCUUCAUCGUCUCCAUCCUCCUCGUCAGUUUUGAUAAAGAACUUCAACACGCUCUAUGAUCACACCUUUGAUUCCUACGAGCCCGAAGCAGAACCGGCCGACUUGGCCAUCGCCUUCGCCUCCGAACGCUUCUUCUUCUCGUCUCCUGGUCGCUCCAACUCAAUCAUCCAAUCACCGUCGUCUGAGCACCCUCUUACCUACAAGCUCUUCACAAACAGCGUGGCCGUGCCGACGUACUCGCCGGACCCUUAUAUGGACUUCCGAAGAUCUAUGCGGGAGAUGGUGGAGGCGCGUCCCGAGCUGAUGGAUGUCGAAUCCAACUGGGACAUGUUGCAGGAGCUUCUCCUAUGCUAUCUUGCUCUUAAUCCGAGGUCCACCCACAAGUUCAUUGUGGGUGCUUUCGCAGAUCUUCUCGUGACCCUCACGCUGCCAUCGCAGGAGGAGGCCGCCGGCGGUGAAGGAUGUUAGAUUAGGUUGUUGUUCAUACAUGUCUAUUGAUAUUAAUGAAAAUGGAACGUGGGUGCCAGAUAAUGAUUGUCCAAUCUGCUUCCCACUGGUUUUCAUGUGGGGAACCUCAAACUUGGUCCCCUCACCCCCAUCCAUCCAUUGUCGUCUUCUCAAUCUCAAACUCUUGUCCUCCAUCACUUCCAUUUUCCUUUUCUUAAACUUCUACUGUUUUGGUCUGGCUUUCAAUUUGAGGCUGGGUUGCUCCUAUAUAUUAGUUCAUCGCUUGUGAUGAUUCUAUCGCCUUUUCU